AUGGCCGAGCUCUACCCAUCACUCACGCAAUGCGCCAUUGUGGCUGCAGCGUUCAAGGUUCUGUUAUUUCCGGCAUAUAAAUCGACCGACUUUGAGGUACACCGAAAUUGGCUGGCCAUCACGCACUCCCUACCGAUCACAGAAUGGUAUUAUGAGAAAACCUCGGAAUGGACGCUCGACUACCCGCCCUUCUUCGCGGCAUUCGAAUGGCUUAUGUCUCAGGCUGCGGCAUGGAUAGAUCCAGCAAUGCUGAUGGUCAACAAUCUCAACUAUGAUUCGUGGCAGACGAUAUACUUUCAAAGGUCAACUGUCCUUGUGACAGAGCUAGUCCUCGUCUACGCGCUGAGCAGGUUCAUCAAAUCGUCCUCUUUGGCGAAUAAGCCCGCAGCUCAUGUCGCAAGUCUCUCAAUUUUGUUAUCGCCCGGCCUUUUGAUCAUUGAUCAUAUUCACUUCCAAUACAAUGGCUUCAUGUAUGGAAUUCUCAUCCUAUCGCUCGUACUGGCUCGAAAGCAACUGCUCGCUAGUGGAUUUUUGUUCGCAGCCUUGCUCUGCUUCAAACACAUCUAUCUUUACCUGUCUUUGGCAUACUUUGUCUACCUUCUUCGUGCCUACUGCUUGGAUCCAAAGAAUGUGUUGCGCCCACGAGUGCUUAACACUAUCAAGCUGGGAAUCUGUGUCGUCGGGGUUUUUGCAAUUGCAUUCGGCCCAUUUGUGGAUCAACUACCACAAGUCAAAGAUCGCCUUUUUCCUUUCUCGAGAGGGUUGUGUCACGCCUACUGGGCACCCAACUUCUGGGCUAUUUACUCCUUUGUGGACCGUGUCUUGAUCACAGUCGCUCCUCGUCUUCAUCUUUCAAUUAAUCAAGAGGCUCUCAGCAGUGUGACACGAGGGCUCGUGGGAGAUACCUCUUUCGCCAUCCUUCCCGAAGUCACCAAGGAGAUGACUUUUGGUCUGACGUUUAUCUUUCAGCUAAUUCCCUUGGUGAAGCUUUGGGUUCGUCCAGACUGGGACACUUUCAUCGGUGCCAUCACCCUUUGUGGAUAUGCCUCAUUCCUAUUUGGGUGGCAUGUCCAUGAGAAGGCCGUCCUUUUGAUCAUCAUUCCUUUCAGCUUGAUUGCCCUCAAAGACCGACGGCACUUCUCGGCGUUUCGUCCGCUCGCAGUGGCGGGACAUGUAUCCUUGUUCCCGCUGCUUUUCACGCCCGCGGAAUUCCCACUCAAGACCGUCUACACGACUUUCUGGCUUGUUCUCUUCCUGUUCGUGUUCGACCGCAUGGUGCCAGUACCAGAACGGCCCCGUGUCUUUCUCUUCGACCGAUUUUCUCUAUUGUAUUUGACUCUUUCGAUCCCUCUUGUCUUGUACUGCUCUAUUGUUCAUCGGUUGGUCUUUGGCUCGCAAAGGUUGCAAUUCCUUCCCUUGAUGUUCAUGAGCAGUUACUCCGCCCUAGGAGUCGUUGGUAGCUGGGUUGGCUUUAUGGUUGUAUAUUUCACAACAUGA
Molecule: messenger RNA, 1497 nt
Organism: Penicillium diatomitis
Lineage: Eukaryota; Fungi; Ascomycota; Eurotiomycetes; Eurotiales; Aspergillaceae
Product: dolichyl-P-Glc:Glc1Man(9)GlcNAc(2)-PP-dolichol alpha-1,3-glucosyltransferase ALG8
Exons: 5
Coding region: 1-1497 (498 amino acids)
Biological process (GO): protein N-linked glycosylation
Cellular component (GO): endoplasmic reticulum membrane
Molecular function (GO): dolichyl pyrophosphate Glc1Man9GlcNAc2 alpha-1,3-glucosyltransferase activity
Source: RefSeq, a predicted model, not a curated record